AUGUCCUACAAAGCUACCUGGACGCGUGUCCCAACGCCCGAAGGAGCGCUUCCCGAACUCACACGUUCCUCCCACUGCAUCCACGCGCAGGACGAUACCGUCUCCAUCUUCGCCGGCGAACUCAAGCCGCGCGAGCCCGUCCCUUCCCCCAUUCAGUACGUCUCCCUCUCCAGCGGCUCGCUCUCCGCCAUCCCCUCAGGCACGGAAGGUGUCGAACCGUCCCCGCGUGUAGGAGCCACCUGGACUCAGCUGGGCGAUGCGCUCUACCUCUUCGGGGGGAGAGGCGGGGUGGACAUGAACCCCCUCGAGCCAGAGCUGUGGAAAUUCGACUUGAGCAAGCAGGUGUGGGAACAGGUGAAAGAUGUGCCAGACGGGAGGAGCUAUCAUGCUGCUGCUUCCACCGGCGGGGACUUGUACAUCCACGCUGGCUGUCCAGCCUCAGGCCGCCUCUCCUCCCUCGAUAUAUUCAAUCCCUGCAGUGGUGCCUGGAGCUCCCUAGGCCCAGCCCCGGGUCCCCCACGGGGUGGGACAGUUCUCGCCCCCAGCGUACUGGACAAUAAGCCCGUGCUACUCCGAUUCGGUGGAUUCGGCGGACCAGAGUUUGGAGAACUCGCCGAUCUCGCGGUAUAUGAUGUCGCCUCCAACAGCUGGAGCAACAUACCCCAAGUAGUGGGAAAACAUUGGCCUCAAGCUCGGAGUGUGCAUGGGUUUCUCGCACUCUCCGGUGAGAGGGAGAAAGCGAUCUUAUUCAUGGGUGAGGGUAAGCCCGCGCCUGCGCAUCUUGGACAUGCGGGCGCGGGCAACUUCCUCAGUGAUGUGUGGGUGUUGACUUACACUGCUGAGGGGUGGGGAUGGGAAGAGGCGAUCGCGCAUGAGAAGCCACAGGGAAGGGGUUGGCUCGCUUUUGACUUGCUUGCGGAGGAUCCUGGGAAGUGGAAGGCCGUGAUCAGUGGCGGCUUGAAUGAGAAAAACGAGAGGAUGGGAGAUUUAUGGGUACUUGAAGUCGUUCGCGAACCGGGCAUUUGA
Dacryopinax primogenitus is the source of this 1026-nucleotide messenger RNA. Its product is annotated as galactose oxidase. The record is from RefSeq and is a predicted model, not a curated record. Gene Ontology annotation, molecular function: protein binding. The transcript has 3 exons. NCBI's taxonomy places the organism in Eukaryota, Fungi, Basidiomycota, Dacrymycetes, Dacrymycetales, Dacrymycetaceae. Bases 1 to 1026 code for a protein of 341 amino acids.